CCCGAUGUCAGAGUUUGACAAAGUCCUGCGUGACGUGUCCUCGGAGCUGAAGCAGUGUGACUGGAAACCGCUAGCCAAACUGCUCGGCUUGGAUGACGAGGAUCUCGCCGCGCUGGCGUACGAGAACCACGGAGACCUGCUGGCUCAGAAGCAGCAGAUGCUCCUGUUAUGGAAGCACAAACAGGGAGACGCGGCCUCCCCAGACGAGCUGUGUCUGGCCCUGGAGCGGGCUAACCUGGCGCUGCUGGCCGAGGAGGUGCGAGCGUACGCGCGGUCCAACCCCAGGAUAUCCGGCACGUCAAGCAUCGUGUAUCCAGGAGUGAAGAGAAAACCCUCAGCGGAUUUGCGGAAGUCCGGCGGGCCGUUCACCCUGACGAACUGUGUCGCCAUCAAAGGGUCAAGUCUAAAGUUACAGACGAGAGACUCGGCGAGAAAACAGGACCCCGCGGAUUCAGCAAGACCUAAAACUCAGCAGUCGAGAGGGUCCGUGGGCCGACUGGGCACUCCUGGACAGAGGAAGAGAAUAGGACCGUUUAAAAGAAUAGGUUUUAUGGACAUUCACACGGUAAUCGACCGGGCUGUUCCGUCAGACGACACCCCUCCCGACGACAUGCACGACAUCCUGGCCAACAUUAACGAGGGGUUCUUCAGUUUCCUCAUGACCCGGAUGGAGGAGAUCAGCCACGUGGUGGAACAGCUGGAGCGGACGGACGGGGUCGUCGUCUGCAGGGUUCGGCGAGGCUCUCUGCUCCUUACCGUAAGCUGUAACGGAAUAGAGUCGCAGCGAGCGCUGUGGAGUCAGUACCUCGGCGGAACCCUACACGAGCUGAUGCAGUCUUCUCUAGUGAACGAGAGAACGCUGAAGGCGGCCGGGGCGCGCGAAAUCGUCCUGCAGACCGCCAUUCAGGAGGAGCAGUACCACAGAUGUUCGUCCCAGCUGCGCGGCAGUAAGGGGCUGAGCAGACCGAGCACGUCGCCGCUGGGCCUGCUCUCCCCGCCCGCCACGCCGAUAGUCCCGCAGCUGCACGCCCCGGCCCCGCCAACCCCCACCCCCAAGUCCACUCCCAGGCACUCUCCCAGGGAACGGCAGACAGGCAGAAGGCAAAUUGUCCGCGGAAAAGGCAGAUCGCCGAGAGAAGGGGAAGACGCUGUGGAGAUCAGCAUGGAACACCACCUCAGGAACUUCUGCAGAGGGAUCAAGUCGGCUGAGGAGUCAUACAGUUACUUCGCACUGGAAGUGCGCAGAUUCGUGGAAGCCCUGAAGUCAGUGAAACCGGUCAGCACCAAAACCAUCUCCACCCUCACAGAAGUCGAGGAAUUCGAGCGAAUCCUGAAAGACCAGGGUUCGAAAAGCGUCCACAUGGUGGAAGAGUUUCUCAUCAUCGUGCGUGACUUGUCCAAACUCCGCGUGCACGUCUUGGAAAACAUCUGGGCCAAAAUCAACUCGAGUCAAAAGAUGGAGGGGAGAACGCAGAAGAAGACUAAAGAAGACAUUUGGGCAUCGUUGCAAAAGUGGGGAGCGCUGUUGGCCAAGGAGACAGACUUUUCUGAUCUGCAGACAUCGAAGGCGGACUUUGGGAACGUUCUGAAGCCAUUUGAGAUGAAGUGCUAUGGCGGAGUCCUGAGUUUGGUACCGGAGGUGUUGGACACGGCUAACUGUGUGGACGAUCUGUUGAACAGUUACCUACAAUUCAUCUGACACUGCUCAAGAACAAACGGUAAAACCGGACUUAAAAAGAUGCAUAAACACUGUUCCAGGUCUGAACGAUCUUGAAAGUUCAUCUGUGUUGACUGAAGUCAGCACAAGAAAUUGGACUUAUCC
Molecule: messenger RNA, 1822 nt
Organism: Branchiostoma belcheri (Belcher's lancelet)
Lineage: Eukaryota; Metazoa; Chordata; Leptocardii; Amphioxiformes; Branchiostomatidae
Exons: 9
Coding region: 5-1699 (564 amino acids)
Biological process (GO): signal transduction
Molecular function (GO): protein binding
Source: RefSeq, a predicted model, not a curated record